This is a messenger RNA of Sinocyclocheilus grahami, 827 nucleotides long. It is a transcript of the gene smim20, whose product is annotated as small integral membrane protein 20. The transcript has 3 exons. Gene Ontology annotation, cellular component: mitochondrial inner membrane. Lineage: Eukaryota; Metazoa; Chordata; Actinopteri; Cypriniformes; Cyprinidae. Bases 78 to 281 code for a protein of 67 amino acids. Gene Ontology annotation, biological process: mitochondrial respiratory chain complex IV assembly. The record is from RefSeq and is a predicted model, not a curated record.
UAAUAUUCACCCCGGAAGAGCACGAAAGAGUUGAUUUCUGUCCUCGGUUGAGGUGAAUCUAUCAGAUAAUCAAAAUAAUGUCUGCUAAUAGGAGGAUAACGCUCAUAUUCGGAGGCUUCAUUGCAGCAGUUGCUGUGGCUUUUUAUCCUAUAUUUGUCCAUCCUCUCACUCACACUGAAGACUACAAGCAGAUCCAGAAGGUAAAUCGAGCCGAAAUCAAUCAAGCAGAUGUGCAGCCUGUUGGUGUGAAGAUCUGGUCUGAUCCCUUCAAGCCAAAAUGAGUCCAGUGUGCGGAUGAAAAUUGAGUGAAUGAACACAAGGACUGAUGUGUCACGCACUGAGGAUUGAGUAUGUGAGACAGACACAUUAACUCUUUGCUACCAUGCAUCAAAUGAGACUUUUAGGAUGUAUGAAUCUUAUGUGUUUGUAUAUUUUGUGUGGGAAUAUGAUUGAAACUAGAAAGAACGAAUACCUAAAAAUAGUUCAAAUAAAAUAAAAAUGGAAACUUUGUUGCUUUUGUUCGUCAGCACUUCAAAAUGUUAUGUCAUGUUAUCACUUUGAAUAGUUGUGUUAAUUUAUGCUGGUGUAUUAAUGGAGUAACAUAUUCAGCUGUUUGUAUUCUGAAUAAAAAUAGACAUCUUGAACUGUUUUACAAAUAUAUGACCACUAGAUGGCGGUCACUUCAUUUUGUACAUUACUAGAUCCUGUGGGAAGAAGUCGGACCUUCAGUUAUUCAUUCACGAAUACAACAGCAGGAUCUUAACUUUGCAUAGUUCAUCAUGCUUUAUAUUUAUAAUCAAAUUGCUUACAAAUGUGACCCUGGACCA